AUGUCUUCAACUCCUUGUAUCGAUUUGUUGAAAGGCUCGCCCGCCACGGCUCUUCUCCCCACCCAGCGCCUAAGUGAUGCUGCAGUAUCGGCUUUGUCGAAGCCGGAAGUCACAGUAACCGGCUUAGACUAUGGGCCGGAUGAAGGUCACUUACCGCUCAGGACUCACCUUGCCGAGUGGCUGACGGGAUACUACAAACCCUCCCAGCCGAUUCAAGCGGAUCGCAUCUGCAUAACCGGGGGAGCCAGCCAGAACUUGUCGAGUAUCCUCCAAGUCUUCACUGAUCCAUCGCAAACACGGUAUAUAUGGAUGCCACAGGCGUCUUACMAUCUUGGAUUCAGGAUCUUUGAGGAUGCAGGGUUCUACCGGAGGUUAAGGGCUGUCCCUGAGGACGAGGAGGGGAUGGACAUGGAGUUUCUUGAACGCGCUCUCGCUAAAGACGAGGCAGUUGCAGAGAUGGGAGAAGGAUACAAGCGUCCGGAACGCUACCGGAAGAUAUUCAAACACGUCAUUUACUGCGUGCCCAACUUCUCCAAUCCCACGGGCGCUACUAUGUCUCUCCGAAGGCGAGAGGCUCUCGUCCGUUUAGCUCGCAAAUUCAAUGCUCUAGUAAUUUGCGACGAUGUCUACGACUUUCUGCACUGGUCUGCCGCUCAUUCUCCAGAUAAUGGAAAUUCAUGGGUUUCCAUCCUCCCUCGCGUCCUGGAUCUAGAUCGGACGCUUGAUGGUGGACCGCGGGGUAUCUUCGGUAAUGUCGUCAGUAAUGGGACCUUUAGCAAGAUCAUUGCCCCUGGUUGUCGCGUUGGUUGGGCCGAGGGAGAGCCUCAAUUAGUUUAUGGCUUGUCACAAGUAGGCUCUACAGUAUCAGGGGGCCCUCCAUCUCAACUCAUGUCGACGUUCGUUGAUGAAAUGCUACAAGAUGGUUCUGUCACGCAGCAUAUAAGACAAAUCUUGAUCCCAACAUACUGUCGCCGACACUCCACUCUGGUAUCGGCGGUCAAGGAGAGACUGUAUCCCCUUGGAGUCGAGAUACAUACGGAUGCAAGUGACGCAUUGUAUGCUGGAGGCUUUUUUGUGUGGGUCAGAUUGCCCCAGCCACUCACUUCUCGCAAUGUCACUGAAAGAGCACUGCGGGAGGAGAAUCUGAUUCUCGGCAAUGGGGACAUUUUUAUCGUCCCCGGGGAUCAAUCCUCCAUGUCUCAAGAUCAAUGCUUGAGACUUUGCUUCGCGUGGGAGGACGAAAGGGGCCUGAUGGAGGGAGUCAAGCGGUUGCAGAAGGUGUUGGUCAGGAUGCUCAACGAGGUGAAGAAGUAA
Molecule: messenger RNA, 1314 nt
Organism: Aspergillus pseudoviridinutans
Lineage: Eukaryota; Fungi; Ascomycota; Eurotiomycetes; Eurotiales; Aspergillaceae
Product: aminotransferase-like domain-containing protein
Exons: 3
Coding region: 1-1314 (437 amino acids)
Biological process (GO): biosynthetic process
Molecular function (GO): pyridoxal phosphate binding; L-2-aminoadipate:2-oxoglutarate transaminase activity
Source: RefSeq, a predicted model, not a curated record